UGUACAAGGGAUGUUGCACAGUUGCUGGCUUUAUAUGGGCAGUGAACAGUCAGGCAGUCAACAUUUCUUGGUCAAACUCCAGCGGAGAGACGGCGGUUCGGAAGAAAUGAAAGUCAUAACGAUUCUGUGCGCCGUGGCUGCCGUUUCGGCAUACCGUGAACCAGCACCACUCGGAAAGGAUGGUGUCGUCGUGGACACACCCGAGGUUGCGGCGGUCAAACUGGACCACUACCAUAAAUUGGCUAAGGCCGGUGGGGCGGUUCCGCAUCAGUUGCACCAUAGCCACUAUCGUCAUCACGAAUAUACACCUGUGGAUAACGGUGAAAGGUACCACGGGCCUCCCGCUCCUUUGAAUCAUGACGGAACCGUCGCUGAUACUCCCGAAGUUGCUCAUUUAAAGUCAGAACGUGUAGCGCAGCUAUCACACGCGUUCGCGAAAGUUCACCAUGCGCAUUAUGUCCAAAAGAGAUCCCUUGGACAUUAUCAAGGACCACCUGCACCAUUAAACCACGAUGGAACUGUCGAUGAUACAGUAGAAGUCAAGCAUGCAAAAGCUGUUCACUUUGCUGCAGUUGCAGACGCAUUGUCUAAGAAUCAUGUUGAAGACAAUUCAAACACGGUUUAUGAAAGAAGACUUAAUAAAUAUGAUGGAUCAUAUGAAUCUCUCAACCACGACGGAACUGUAGCACAGACCCUGGAAGUUCAGCACGACAAGACAGUCCAUUUUGCCGAACCCAACAGAGCACUCCAAACUUAUCGCAGUUUUCAUAAACGUUCUGCUCAACACGCUUACCCCGUUUUGGUCAAUGAAGACGAACAUUUGAGGUAUCACGGGCCGCCUGCUCCUCUCAACCACGACGGUACCGUAGCCGACACUCCUGAAGUCGCCUAUCUGAAAGCCGUGCGUGUCGCACAGCUUGCCCGUGCUUUCUCAGUAGCGCCAAAAGGACCGCCACUUACUCACGAAGGGAACGUAGACCACCUGCCCGAGGUGAAACAUGCGACCGCUGCUCACCUCCACGCCCUUUAUGAAGCUUAUGCUAAAGCUCCCAAAUCACAGGAGGAAAAUUAUCACUUCGUUGAAAAAAGGUCUUACGAACCGGCUGAACAUUACCAAGGGCCUCCAGCCCCUUUGAACCACGACGGUACCGUCGCUGAAACCCCUGAAGUUCAACAGUUACGAGCAGUUCAUUUGCAUACAGUCGCAGCAGCGUACGCUAGAGCACCAAAAGGAGCACCUCUUAAGCAUGAUGGAACUGUAGACGAUACACCCGAGGUAAAACACGUGAAGAACGCCAGGAUUCAUGCCCUCAUCGAUGCAUAUGCAAAAGCGCCCCAGGGAUAUUAUCAGGAGGAGGAACAGUAUCAUAAAUUGAACAAAAGGUCGUUACGCUAUCACGGCCCACCGGCUCCACUUAAUCACGACGGUACUGUUGCUGAAACACCGGAAGUCAGACAUCUCAAAGCCGAGCACUUAGCGGCAGUCGCUGAGGCAUUCGCCAAAGCGCCUAAGCAUUACAGGGCAAACGACUUCCAAGAUGACAGGAAGUAUCGCGGAUUCACACAGCCUGUCCUUUUUCAAGUUCAUCCAAAGUCCGAAAGCGGCCAGUUUUUUCACAUAGAGAAACCGCAUGUCCCUCACUUCCGCCCUGCACCCCUCAACCACGACGGCACGGUAGCUGAGACGCCGGAAGUACAAGCUAGGAAAAUUGAACAUUUAAAAGCAUAUCACAAAGUUGCCUCUCAACUAGGAUAAUUUAUUAAACUUAUCUGUUUUUAAUAAAAUUAUUUUUGGGCGUA
Cimex lectularius (bed bug) is the source of this 1800-nucleotide messenger RNA. RefSeq lists its product as uncharacterized. The transcript has 12 exons. The coding region runs from base 11 to 1756 and encodes 581 amino acids. The record is from RefSeq and is a predicted model, not a curated record. NCBI's taxonomy places the organism in Eukaryota, Metazoa, Arthropoda, Insecta, Hemiptera, Cimicidae.